Oryzias latipes (Japanese medaka) is the source of this 1467-nucleotide messenger RNA. The record is from RefSeq and is a predicted model, not a curated record. Lineage: Eukaryota; Metazoa; Chordata; Actinopteri; Beloniformes; Adrianichthyidae.
GAAGGAGGAAAAAAAAGGGCGGCACGCACGCGCGGGGGGAGAUAACGGUUUUUGUGAGGAGCAGAUUCAGAGAUAUUUACGCUGCGGCGGGGAGAAGCCGCGGCACUGCGUCCUGCGUGGAUGUCGGCUCUGCCAGCAGACAUGUCGCCUCUGUAGGUGAUUGUAGAAGCCUGCGCAGACACUUGGGCUUGUUUUUGAAUGCUGACCGUCUAAACUGGAUACCGAAGAGGGGCGGGAGCAACAAGUGGAGCUUGGCGUGGAGAGGCCGGGAUUUCUGCCCCAUCACCAGCCAUGGAAGAGCGCAAGGAGCCCGGCAGCGGCCGGGAUUCCACCGAGGACGAGAGCAGCAUGUCGCUGUCGCCGAACCUCCCCUCCCCUGCCGUGAUUCUACCCCACCAGGCGGCCCAGCAGCAGCACAGAACCACGAACUUUUUCAUAGACAACAUCCUCCGGCCGGACUUCGGCUGCAGGAAGGAGCCGGGCUACCGGAGCCAGACGGCGGGCAGAGAGAACGUCAACCCGCUGGGGGCGAGGCCGCACGCCGGCAGCCUCUGCCUGGACUCGAACUGCAGCAGCGACAGCGCCUCGUCGUCGCCCGCCUCGUCGUCGUCCUCGUCGCCGUCGUCCAAGCAGAGCUCGGCGAAGCAGGGCGAGGCGGCGGGCGGCGGGACGGGCAGAUACGCGGACAGCCCGUCUUCUAUUGUGGUUGUGAGCGGCGGCAACGGAGCGUCUCCGCCGAUAACGAAGGAGAGCCAGCCGCUGCUAUGGCCCGCCUGGGUUUACUGCACCCGGUACUCGGACCGGCCGUCAUCUGUUUCCACACCAGGGCCGAGGACACGGAAACUGAAAAAGAAGAAGAACAGCAAGGAGGACAAGCGGCCGCGGACGGCGUUCACGGCCGAGCAGCUGCAGAGACUGAAAACCGAGUUUCAGGCCAACCGGUACAUAACGGAGCAGCGGAGACAGUCUCUGGCGCAGGAACUCAACCUGAACGAGUCCCAAAUUAAAAUCUGGUUCCAGAAUAAGCGGGCCAAGAUCAAAAAGGCCAGCGGCUACAAGAACGGGCUGGCCCUGCAGCUCAUGGCUCAAGGACUUUACAACCAUUCAACCACCACCGUGCAGGAGGAGAAGGACGAGAGCGAGUGAGGAGCGCGCGCGCGCGCGCGCAACGGACGCUAUUUAAAACGAGACAAAAAAGAGACAGAUUUCUGUUUAUGUGAACGGUAUAUGGACAUAAUUAUAUAAAUGAACGAUCGUUAUUAAAGUUUAUAUAGCCACAGUUAUCAUGUGUUUGGUUUCAGGCGCAUCUUCCAUCCGGAGCUUUUGUUAUUAUUUUUUGUUUUUUCUUAAGUAUCCCUCAUGUUUGCGCCAAUUUUUCCCCCCUCAACGAAUCAACCCGUUAAGCCAAAGAUUUUUAAUAUGUUCACAUGUAGUCUGAAAUAAACAAAAAAUAAAAUAAAAAAGGAA